UCAAUGUCAGUCGGUUUUCUUUCGUCUCGCCGGUUGGUCGCACUUUUUUUUACAUUUAUAUCGAAACAACGUGCAUGCGCAGAAAUCCCCACGAAGAUUUGAUUUAGUGGACCUUGAUGCGACAGUUAUCCUGCCAGCGUAUAUCUCGCCGAUAUAGGUGUAUAUUACAAUCCGGUCGCUUUUUGCGCUGCUGUUAUCCAAGUUUCUGAUGUGAGCAGCAGAGCUGAAAAGCGCGAAAUUCGCUGAGCGAAAACUAUUUAACAACCGUAAGUUGCACGGUCGUGAUUAGUCUCGUGGCGCUGCUCGAAGGCAAAAGAAGCAACCAGGCGUUACGGUGGAUCGAAAUUCGAAUAAUAAUACGGCAGUGAUCAAAUCGAGUGAUAAAUGCAAACAACGCAUAUUGACGUGAUAAACAAGUGGCAAGAAUAAACAAAACAUUUUGGUCAAAUUGAAAUCUUCGCUUCGCGCCCGCAACCUUGCGAGAAUCUCAACAUAUUUUGCGACAUCAGGAAACAACAGUCUUUGUCGCAAUAUGGCCUCUCCAGCGAAUCCAUCGAGCAAUCACAAAAUGAACGGAAAUGGUAAAAUCUACUGCGAGGGCAAUCUGCUGCACACCAUCCAAACGGCAGUGCCCAAACUAUUUGCGGAUUCGAAAACGUUUGUGGACAUGAAGCUGAACAAUUCGCCCGACAAGACCCUCGAGGACUUUAAUGCCAUGAUGGAGGCCAAGAAUCAGACGCCAAGCAGUGAGGAUCUCAAGCAGUUUGUCGAUAAGUACUUCAGUGCACCGGGCACCGAGCUUGAGAAAUGGACGCCCACCGACUGGAAGGAGAAUCCCAGUUUCCUCGACCUGAUCUCCGACCCAGAUCUGAAGCAAUGGGGCGUCGAGCUGAAUAGCAUUUGGAAGGACUUGGGACGCAAAAUGAAGGACGAGGUGUCAAAGAAUCCCGAAUACUACUCAAUCAUUCCCGUGCCAAAUCCAGUGAUCGUGCCCGGCGGUCGUUUCAUUGAGUUCUACUACUGGGACUCCUACUGGAUCAUCCGUGGACUUCUCUACAGCCAGAUGUUUGACACCGCGCGCGGCAUGAUUGAGAACUUCUUUUCCAUUGUCAAUCGGUUCGGUUUUAUUCCAAACGGCGGUCGAGUCUACUACCACGGUCGCUCCCAGCCGCCACUUCUAACCGGUAUGGUCAAGUCGUACGUGGACUUCACCAACGAUGACAAGUUCGCCAUCGAUGCCCUGGACACGCUGGAGCACGAGUUCGAGUUCUUUGUGAACAACCACAAUGUCACGGUGAAGAAUCACAGCCUGUGUGUGUACCGCGAUUCGUCGUCCGGACCGCGACCAGAAUCCUACCGAGAGGAUGUGGAGACCGGCGAGGAGUUCCCCACGGAUGAGGCCAAGGAACUGCAUUACAGUGAACUCAAGGCAGGCGCCGAAUCGGGCAUGGACUUUAGCUCGCGCUGGUUCAUCUCACCGACUGGAACCAAUGAUGGCAACCGGAGCGCUCUGAGCACCACCUCCAUUGUGCCCGUCGACCUGAAUGCCUAUCUCUACUGGAACGCCAAGUUGAUUGCCGAGUUCCAUUCCAAAGCGGGCAACACCAAAAAGGUCACCGAAUACGAGACCAAGGCCGAGAAACUCCUUCUGGGUAUCCAAGAAGUUUUGUGGAACGAGGAGGCCGGUGUCUGGUUGGACUACGAUAUGAUUAACCAGAAGCCUCGCGAUUACUACACGCCCACCAAUCUAUCUCCACUGUGGGUGAAGGCCUUCAACAUUUCGGAGUCCGAAAAGAUAUCGGCUUCGGUUAUGGCCUACAUUGAGAGGAACAAGCUGGACAGCUUCCCUGGCGGAGUUCCCAACACGCUGAGCUACACCGGAGAACAGUGGGAUGCCCCCAAUGUGUGGGCACCGAUGCAGUACAUCCUGGUCGAGGGCCUAAACAACCUGAACACUCCCGAGGCCAAGAAUAUGUCACUGAAGUGGGCCACCAGGUGGGUGAAGACAAACUUUGCGGCGUUUAGCAAGGACAGGCACAUGUACGAGAAGUACAACGCCGAUGAGUUCGGAGUUGGAGGCGGCGGUGGCGAGUACGAGGUACAGACUGGAUUCGGUUGGUCCAACGGUGUGAUCAUCGAGUGGCUGAGCAAGCACGGGCGCGACAUUUCCAUUGGAUCCGGUUGUGGCUGCCUAGCAGGUGAAAAGCGGCAGUAGAAAGAAUCUGUAGCCAGGCCAGAACGCAAUCCAUCAGACAUCAUUGUCAGCAUCAUCACAGGCUCGAAGCCAAAGCUUAUUCAAAAAAUUGUAUUUAGAUAUUUGUAUAUUAUUAAGGCUCCAAUCAGAAGCGCUCAUCAACUGCUCAUCCUUAGGCUAAGAAAAUGCUGUCUCUCUCGCUCUGCGCAAUCUUUAUACCUUUAAAAGCCGCUGUCUAUAACCAAUAUCUGUACCGCGAACCAUCGACAUCUCGAGCCAAGCACCACGAACCACAGCACCACAGUUACAGCACCGCCAGGAAUCAAGAUCUGAAGUCCGCCAUCCGUCGAGCAUCUGUGUACUGUCUGUUGUCCAUGUAGUAAACCACGUCCAGUCCACGUUUGCACACUCGUGUGACUUGUCCAAAUUCAAGAAAUAAGAACGCAAAGAACGCUAUCUAUCAAGUUGAGGAUUCACGAGUAAUCGUAUGAUGGGCAUCGUGGGCGUGGCAGCUGUCACUAUAGUUGCUCUGAUAGCAGGUCGUGUUCUAUGGCAAAGUUGGUUCAAGUAGAGAUGUGCGGCGACAAACAACAAAAAUUUAAUUGUUUUUAAUUUGUAUAUUUGCUUUGAGUUAAAUUCAGUUACGAAAACUUACCUACGACGAAAGCUAACAUAGACAACUCAUCGCUUACGUUAUGUAUAGGGCCAAAAUAAUGGAACAACAAAAUCGGAAAUAGACAUUGGCAAAUGGAAAUGGGCAUUGGAAAGGUUUGACCUCGGAUCGUAAUCGUAGUAUCGGAGCACAGAAAUAGAGCAAUAGAGUUCAAGGAGAUACCAACUAAUCGUAAUCGUACUUCACACAUAAUACACAAUCACUUGGGCUUGGAGCCCAAACGCCUAGUUGGACUGCUGCUGCUGCUGCUGGCCUUGCUGCUGCUGCGGCGGCUGUCCCUGACUGAAGUAGGGUGCGGUGUUUGGCGUGAGCAGCGUGUGACAGAUAUCACAGACUCGGGCCACUCGCUUCCGUGGUCCAGAUGGCACCGUUUUCGUUAGACACUUAUCGCAGUAGAUGUGGCCGCAGUGCCGGCAAUGGAUCUUGCGCACCAUGACCGUGAAGUAGGCAUUGCACGUGGGACAGUUGUUCACAUCGUCAUCGUCCU
This is a messenger RNA of Drosophila melanogaster (fruit fly), 3354 nucleotides long. RefSeq names its product trehalase (gene Treh). Gene Ontology annotation, molecular function: alpha,alpha-trehalase activity. Gene Ontology annotation, biological process: carbohydrate metabolic process; trehalose metabolic process. Lineage: Eukaryota; Metazoa; Arthropoda; Insecta; Diptera; Drosophilidae. The record is from RefSeq and is marked reviewed. The transcript has 7 exons. The coding region runs from base 533 to 2215 and encodes 560 amino acids.